Protopolystoma xenopodis is the source of this 564-nucleotide messenger RNA. Lineage: Eukaryota; Metazoa; Platyhelminthes; Monogenea; Polystomatidea; Polystomatidae. The record is from the annotation of a GenBank genome assembly.
AUGGAGGAACUAUUUGAAAUUUUGACAAACUUUUCCAUCUAUCAUAUGCUUACUUUCCAGAAUCAGGCAAAUCAUCUAGAUUUGCACAUUGACCAUACCUCUGUUCUCAAGAAUGGCCAAGCCUCCGAGACUCCUUUUAAACCAGCAGCAUCAGGCCAUAAGACUUCUCCAAAACAAUCACCAGCAUCUCGGCCCAGCCCACCUGGCCGACAGAUGUCGGCUCCCACUACAGGAUCCGCCUCCGAAACCGAUGAAGGAAUCGAAUCCAGUGCCAUCUCCUUUUUAAAGCCAGUUGGCCAAGACUAUAAUACCAGCUCGAGUAGUCAUGGUGAUGAUGCUGGCUGUAUCGAAGACAAGUGUGAAGGGAGCGAAGGCACUUGCGUUGGUUCUGAAUUCGGAACCAAGGCGAGUGAUGAGAGCUAUGACGAUUUGCGUACUGACAAAGGAUGCGCCAUUUGGCCUGGGACUAGAGAGAAGCAGGUGAAUGGUUCUUCGAUAUGGACGAAUCUGGGUUUACAGACUAGUGAUGCUCAUAUGUUUUUAUACCUAUUUCUAAUGCAUUAA